AUGUCCUAUGUCCUUGAUAAGAAAUUCUUCAUUGACCCCUCGAUAACGAUGGAAUGCAUUUGCAGUGACAUAGUAGACAUCAUUGGAAACUUUAAAUAUCACCGUACGGCAGCGGCAAGUAAAGAUCAACCGGGAUCUUCUUCGCACCCAAAUGGUGAUAGCGACGCAGUAAACGAUCAAAAUGAGAGCUUGGCUAGCUCGUGGCUUAAUGAAAUCUCAAGCGUUAUCUCUGAAGAACUGCCCCACCCAGCUAUAGCCCCUAUUUUUGAACAAACCCCAUCCGCUGAACAUGCACAGGGCUCGGAGAAUGCUGCAUUUGACCGGAACUUGUCUUUCUCUCCCCCACAGGAAUCCGUGUCAUCAGCAGCAUCCACGAUACUGCAAUGCCUUUCUCCGGUUGAAUUUCUCAAAUCAGCCUUUGAUGAUUACACUGUCGAAUCCCUCGUAAGACACAAAGAGUCUGCUGUAAAAAGCGGUCUUUUGGAUAUUUUGCAAAAGUAUAUUUCGUUCACAAUGCCGGCUUUUCCUCCCAUUAAGAUCCGAUCAUCUAUGCCGAUGCAAAGCAUGUGUUCAGACUUGGCUAAAGGUCUGCACACGCCCUCUGCUUUGGAGGGAAAUCUCGCUUGCUCGCCUACUCGAUCAUUGUCUUUAGUAGACUUCUAUUUUUCCACCAACGGCUUUGGCUCGAAAGAAGAAAUUUUGUUGAUAAAGUCCUUUUUUUUAUACGUCAUUUGUUUUCAUAUGCUGAUAUUCAACCCAAUACCCGCUGAUGUCAAGCCAUUUAUGGUCCCUUUAAUGGAAUCUAUUAUGUCUGGCGGCAGUUUUGUCAAUGCUACCCACUUUCAAUACACUUUCCCGUUUCAGUUUUCGGCUAUUUAUUCCCUUGAGGCGAAUCGAAUAGGAUCCUCUUUUGCUAGGAAAGAUUGCUUUGACCCCGAGCUAAAGCUCUUCAUCAAUCCCUUGAUUGGCCUGCUGUUGAGAUGUAAACCCGGGCUUUGCUCACCCUCCGACUCUGUUUGUGAUUCCUCUUUUGCGUCUCAAAAAACAUCAAACCCGGUGACACUGUCCUCUAAUGUACCAAUUCACUCGGUGUUCCUUGAACAUUCAGAUGCGUCGUCUAUAUUUGAGAGUGAAUUCAAUUAUGCCUUGAAACUUGACCAGAUUUGCACAGAUAAUUCUCUGGUAAAAUGCCCAGAAUACAAUUAUGCCUGCCAGGGCGUCGAACGCUUUAAGGUGACUUGUAGGUGGCUUAACAUGGAAUUUCUCGGUGAAGGCGCCACCAAUGCAAGAGCCAAGGAGCACUCGGCAAAACUCGCCUUUGAAUACUAUCAAAAGAAUCCUCACUUGCUGGCCAGCAAUUCUGCUUGUGUUUCCACAAGUAGUCCUUUAUCUCUUGCGCCAAGUAAUUCUUUAUCUCUUGCGCCAACGAGCUCUUUAUCUGUUUCGCCAACGAGCUCUUUAUCUGUUCCGCCUAUUUUUUCCCUGUCAGAAUCCAUGUUAAAAAACCUAGACAGCCUUAAUAGACCUCCUGAAACCUUUCUUGAGGACGAGCUUUUGGGACCAUCCUUUUCUCCUCUUCGAAAGCCAAAUUUGACAGCGUCUCCGUUCCAAUUUGAAGGGGGAAAAAAAACAUCACAACUUGUGACAGCUACAAAUGAUCCUUCUUUUCCAUCAUCGGCAAUAAAUGUACUUUGUGCCGAUGAUUUUCUCAAGUAUAGUCAAUACUUUAUGGACUUGUACAAGAAAUCUGUAGCUGAUCCCUCUGCUUCCAAGAUGGCAUCGGAAACCCCCGAUAAAGCUCCUUUAGCUACCUCUCCUUUGGGGGCAGCAACAUCGGAUGCCGUUUUAAAAUCGCUUCCUUCAAUGCUGCCCCGCUUGAAUGGUGACAAAAAAUACAUUUCUCUAAUAAUGGAAUACUGCCAAAUGUGUCGAGUUCCGUAUCCAGAGUUCAAGUUCUCUUCGCAUACAGCACCGUUUUCCGGAAGGUGCCAAUGGCUGGGUCAAUCUWUUCUUACCGGAUAUGCCUCCGAAUUGAAGGACAAGGUUUUCCAUCACAAAAAAUCAGAUGCCAAGGAAAGGCUUGCCAAAAUAGCCUUUUCGUACUUGCUAGUUUCCACUUUAAUUGACGAAAAUACGUUAACUCAUCUGAAGGCGCUCGAAUUGCUUCCGUUUCUUGAUAAAAAUUAUUUGGUUGAAAAAUACCAUCAAUUCUCCUUAUCCUCCCUUCAUGAUCAAGAUAAAAAAAACCAGGGAACUUUACAAAGGAUGCCAAGUGAUUUGAACGAGCAACGGGUAUCGAGGUAUUCGUCUAGAUCGACCUCUAGGUCCUCUUCUAGAUCAUUCCCCAAAUCUUGCUCUAGAUCAUCAUCUACAUCUUCGUCUGGGUCAUCCUCUAGAUCAUCGUCUACACCUUCGUCUGGGUCAUCCUCUAGAUCAUCAUAUCGCCCACGAAGUAGAGCAGAAGGCAAAGAUCCUUCUGAUGUCCAAUCGCGUAGUCUCAGUAGAACUAAAUCUUCACGUGAAUCUUCUCCACAGAGGACAUUUUCAUCGACCAGUUCUCGCAGGCAUGAGAGCUCUCAUCGCUCGAAACAUUAUAAGCAUUCAAAAGAGUAA
Molecule: messenger RNA, 2613 nt
Organism: Mitosporidium daphniae
Lineage: Eukaryota; Fungi; Microsporidia
Exons: 1
Coding region: 1-2613 (870 amino acids)
Source: RefSeq, a predicted model, not a curated record